Molecule: messenger RNA, 2101 nt
Organism: Hibiscus syriacus
Lineage: Eukaryota; Viridiplantae; Streptophyta; Magnoliopsida; Malvales; Malvaceae
Product: auxin response factor 17-like
Exons: 3
Coding region: 149-1864 (571 amino acids)
Biological process (GO): regulation of DNA-templated transcription; response to hormone
Cellular component (GO): nucleus
Molecular function (GO): DNA binding
Source: RefSeq, a predicted model, not a curated record
UAACCAAUCGAAGAAUUGGCCUAUUUCUCCUGAUGCUAACAGAAUUUUGGUUUCCUGCUUGUUUCUCCGACCCUCACACUCUUUCCCCGAUUCUGCCCUUUCAACAUACUAUACUUUCUGUAUAUUUUUUAAAACCCUAAGCCGAUCGAUGCCGCCUCCACGGCCGCCUGCUGCGGAGGUCCGCCACGUCGAUUUAAGGAUCUGGCGAGCUUGCGCUGGCUCCUCCGUUCGAAUCCCCAGUGUUAACUCCAGAGUUUACUACUUUCCUCAAGGACACGUGGAACAAUCAUGCGGUUCGGCGCCGUCACUGUCUUCUCUCGUACUCUCCAGGCCUGCAAUCGCUUGCGUUAUCUCCGACGUUCAUUGCCUCGCGGAUCCCAAAACUGACGAAGUCUUCGUGAAACUCUUCCUCGUCCCUGACGAAUCUUCUAGACUUCCCAAUCAAUUUAUGGACGUUAAUUGUGAAUUUGAAGAUCCUGAUAAGAUCGUGUCGUUUGCCAAGAUUUUAACGCCGUCUGAUGCUAACAAUGGCGGCGGAUUCUCGGUCCCGCGGUUUUGCGCCGACUCUAUCUUCCCGCCUCUGGAUUACAAUGCAGAUCCGCCGGUUCAGACUCUCUCCGUCACCGACGUUCGCGGCGGGACUUGGGAGUUUCGCCACAUUUACCGGGGAACGCCGCGGCGGCAUCUGCUCACUACAGGAUGGAGCAAAUUUGUUAAUCAAAAGAAGCUCAUUGCCGGAGAUUCCGUCGUUUUCAUGAGGGACGGAAAUGAAAAAAUGUAUGUCGGAGUCCGUCGGGUGAUGAAAAAAGAAGGGGGAGGGGAUUCUGGGAGGUGGAGAGAGCCAAGUGAAGAAGGAGCAAUGAAAGGGGAAGGAAGGGGGAGGAUGACGGCUGAGGCAGUUGCGGAAGCAGCGGAGAGGGCCGCGAAGGGGUUGCCAUUCGAGGUUGUGUACUAUCCUCGGCCCGGUUGGACUGAUUUUGUGGUGAGAGCGGACUUGGUGGAGGCUGGACUCAGUAUAUACUGGUCUGCUGGGACCAGAGUGAAGAUUGCAGUUGAAACAGAGGAUUCCUCAACAAUGUCGUCCUUUCAAGGGACUGUUAUUUCUGCUGCUUCGUCGGAUUCUGGCCCCUGGAUUGCCUCUCCUUGGCGAAUGCUUCUGGUUGCAUGGGAUGAUCCUGAUGUUCUCCAGAAUUCAAAGAGAGUGAGCCCAUGGCAAGUCGAAAUUGCUUCCUCCUUACCGCUUCAUUCCUCAUUUCCCUUGGCAAAGAAGUCCAAACUUUCUCAUGAGUCUGGGCUGGCUGAUUCAGAGGGAGAGAUCUUAUUCCCUAUGACAGGGUUAACCAAUUCAACACUGAGGUACACAAAUCCAUCACUAUUGAAUUACAUUCCUGCUGGCAUGCAGGGAGCCAGGCAAAAUCAUUUUCACGUGCAAGGUUCAAACAACUAUGUGAGUGAGAAUACCCCAAUGAUGUCCACUGAUAGAUUCCCUAGCGACUAUUGGCUGCCCAAGUUGAAUAGGAUAUCCACUGAGCUUAACAUUGGCAGUUCACAGUCCAAUAAUUUGUCACCAGAUAGUCAGAGCAGCAUGGUUUCAUUUGGCACAGAAUUUACUGAAAAUGUUGACUGCAGCUCAAGCAAAGUAGGUGUUAAUUCGUUUCAAUUGUUUGGCCAGAUAAUUCAUCCUGUUGGAAGCAUAUUUGGUAAUGUUGGUAGCAUGGAAGAUGAUAGUGGUAAAAGAUACGAUGAAGCUGUGAGUGAAAAGAACACAUUAGAUCUAUCUUCAACUUAUGGCUUUUCGAAGCUGCUUGACAGGAUUGACGUCCAAUGCGAGAGAGCUUCAGCUUUCAAAGGCUUUUCUCUGUGAAUGAAUCCAUGCCCAUGUUGUCAUCCAAACAAACUGUUUAGGAAAUUCAGGCUGGGAGGAAGUUGUCUCCUUAUUUUACAAUGUCUGUACUAGGCAUAUCCGGAGUUCUUCUAUUUUCUGGUUUUGGUAUUAGUUUUGUGCAGUUGGAGACACUUUGACUGUUAUAAAAUUGUUGACAUAUAUGGUGUCUUAAUACACUAGAGAGUUGCAUUUUAUUUUGAGUUGGAUUCGGAACUU